Messenger RNA from Melopsittacus undulatus (budgerigar), 1950 nucleotides. It is a transcript of the gene JHY, whose product is annotated as junctional cadherin complex regulator. Lineage: Eukaryota; Metazoa; Chordata; Aves; Psittaciformes; Psittaculidae. The record is from RefSeq and is a predicted model, not a curated record. The transcript is spliced from 8 exons. Gene Ontology annotation, biological process: axoneme assembly. The coding region runs from base 1 to 1950 and encodes 649 amino acids.
AUGCUGCGCGUCCUCCGGCGUGGCCAUGGCAACGGCGAGACGCGACGGAGCGGAAGCAGUGGCCUGUGGACACGUAUCUCAGCCCAAUACAAUUCUAACUGGAAGAACACAAAGGGUGUAAUUCACACUUGUCACGUUGCUGAAGGAAGCAGUAUGGACUUUAUACAAGAACCAUUUUACCUCCAUUUCAAAGAAGACAAGAAUCAACAGGAGGCAAAGUCAGAGGAUUCAUUGUCAGAAUUUGGUACAAAAUCACUAAGCUUUCAUGAACCAAAUGCUGUGGUCAGCAAUGAACCCUUUAGGCUGCAUACCAAAGGGAAGAAACCAGCAGAAAACUGUCAUUGUGAAGGUAGUUCCAGGAUACAUGGAGGUGAUUUUCCUCUUCAGAUCCAAGAAGAUCAACCACAAAGAGCCAAAAAAGACUUUGUGGCAAGAAAUAAACGGACUUUAGGAUUACGUCCAGAGAUUGAUUCCUAUCUUCAGCUGCACACCAAAAAGCAAGAAGCUCUUCAAAAGCAGGUUGCAGAUCCUAAAGCUGUUGAUGAGGAACCACUUAAGAGAGUCCUACCAUUCCAGACUGUGAAAAUCAAGCCUGAAGACAAAUGGUACCUGAAAGCACAGCAUCCCAAGAUUCACCCACUUAAGUCCUGCCAGAGAAAUAACAUCAAAUCCAACCAGAGACUCAAAGAGAGAGCUAUCCCAAGGAAUGACAGCCAGCAGCAGCCAGGAAGACCAGCAGAACUGAGGCCUUUGCACCACCAAACACCAGGAUCUCAGACUUCUCCCACACAGGCAGUGCAGCAAGACAACAGCAGCGCACUGCAUCCAAGUCCUUCUGUUGGCCCUGGCACUAAUACAGCAGCAAAUUCAGAUACUUGCUUAAAUAAUUCCCCAAGUUCAAGACAUCUUGUCAAUCGGGAUAUUACCACCUUUACCCAUCCUUUUCCUCCAAAAUCACAUACAUUUAACCCAGCAGAGGUUAUAUCUCCAGCCUAUACCAGUAAGGAGAGCUGGAAAUAUCAGCAUAAUUGUCCAAAUGGGCUUCCACGAGGCCAGCAACAUCUACACAACACUGUGCAGCUGUUUGCAAGAGGUAAUAGUACCAAUGGUCAGGCACAUCCAAAUCAGAGGAACAUUCCAUCUACAUUUAAUGCAAAUUUUCAAGAAUUGGUGAAGGAUCAAGAGUCACUUCAGGAUUGCAAAAGACACAUUUGUGUGGAUAAAAGGUAUCAGAACUGUUAUCAGCUGCCUCAAUCUUCUAUUCACAGUUCACCAACAGGCCCUUGUACAACCUCCCAGUUUGCACCAACGAUGGAGCGAUAUCACCAAGGAGAUACUCAUUUGACAGACGUCCAUUCAGCUGACAGGCACUUCUUCAGGCUACUUCCACCCAUAAACCCACAGGUAGAAAGUGUUUCAGAGGUAAAUCCAGAGAGUGUUAAAGGAAAUCAAGUGAAAAAACCCCAGAGCAACUCAGAAGUAUACAUCAUGCAGAUAGAAAAGCAAAACCAGCCUAAAGUCAGCAAGAAGCCAUGCACCUCAAAAGCCUACAUAAACCUGAAUGUGAAGCUUGGAGGCCUUGGACCUGACUAUGAAGCAAUCAAAGAGAAAAAAGAGAAGUUGAAGCAACAAAAGGAAUAUGCAAAGCAGAUUAAGGAACGCAACAUGAAAAGCAUUGCUUCAGUUCCGAGGUUACCUACAAAACCCCAGGGCGUAACUUCAGUGUCAAGACAGAAGGCACUGGAAUAUGCUAAGAAGAUUCCUAGACCAAAGACUUUCACAACAAAACCAUCAGCUGAAAAGGUGAAAGAAGAAAGAGUUCUGCCACAGACUUUAAAUGGAGACAUUCUGCCUCAAAUUGCAUCCUUGGAAACUUUGCAGGACAGACACCAGAAGGAGAAGCAAGUUGUAGCUGCUUUCAAAAACCUUCGUAUCUUACAAGUGUUUUGA